AUGCAUCCCGGGAAUCCAUUCACCAAUGCCCCGGCUCUGCCCAGGCCCAAAGGCCACCUCCAUUCGCGUUCCAUAUCACGCUCGCCGGCUCGCCAGCAUGCUCGUGACUUCGACCCGCUGUUGCGAGACCUUUCGCCUACCACCACGUUGCGAGCCUUCGUCUCCGAUCCAGAAGACAUGGGUGGCCAAGAGCCGGACGUGUUGAUGAGGACUGUACAGACUACGUCCAUUUCAGAACGAGCUUUGGGAGCAAAGGCAGCCCAAGCAUGCCUCGAUUUGCGGGCAUGGACCAGGGAGUUGGAGGACUGGCAGUGGUCGGGCACAUUCGAAGUCCCUGAACCAGCUCGAAAGAAGAUGCGCAUGUCAAACUUCGAACACAACAACACAUCUUCGGCAAACGGGGUCGACGCCGACGAGGAAUAUUGGGGCAGUCUUCCAGCAACGACCGUGCAAGAAUACGAGAGACGAGCAGAUGAAAUUGGGCACAGUCUGGACCAGAUCAAUGUCGAGGAGUUGAAGGACUACGUCUUGAGCUCGCACUACCGGGUCGAAUCAAGGCCACAAUCAAGAGACAGCAACUUUGGCGCAAACAGCACAACGACAGACAUGAAGAAAUUGGACGAUUACACAGCUGUCGUCACUGCGACGAUUCUACACGCUUUGCCCUUCCUUUCCAAACUUAAUCGGUUACUGGAUACUUGGACAAUCCGUUUGAUCAUCCUUCGCAGCGCUCCAAACUACCUGCGCGAUUUGAAGCAGGCGAGAACAGACCUAGACGAUGGAUGGGCAGCGCUAGCAGCGCCUUCUUCUGCCAUUUCGGAUGUCAGCCAGGAGAAGUUCGAUAGACAGACAAUGGAGGAGAUGAAAGAUACGCUAGAGGCACAGGUUAGUAGCCUGGGCGGCAAGCUCGAUCGAUUCCUGGACAAUCUGGAAGGACGAGAUGACUCCUUACCCGACACGUGGAUCGAUGACUUCGAGCUAUUAGAAUCUUCCUAUGGGGCUUGGGUGGUGCAAGCAGAGAGGAAGGUGCUCGAGCAUGAGUGGCGUGGGAGCAUUCAUCGAACAGAGCUUGAGGCUCGACCGCUUCGAUCAGAUGCAGAGGACCAGCGCCCUGCCACGAGAAAUCAAAUCUCGGAGCUCGAAGACGCUGCACUCGAUCAUGAUGCCGUUCGACGACUGUCUAUGCGAUCUACAGAUGCGGCUGGGUUUCUAGCUAGAUCCCAAGAGCUUCCAGCGGCAACGACUGGAGCACUUAAGCCUGGCAAUCAUGCAGUAGAGUCGUCCGCCGACAGUGGUCCAGCCGAGCUCGAUACACGCCCUGUUCCGGUUCUAAUAUCGAGCGACGUUGAACCUACUUCAGCUGUUGAAGGACAGGGCAUUGCACGAGUCCCGUCAUCAGGUUCCGUCUCUAAGGAAGAUGGAAUGGGCCAGGUCGCGAAGAGACGUGCACAGUUCUUGAACGACAUCGAACGAAACCAAUCAUUGAUGAAGACGUCCAAAAGCCCAGUGCGGCCAUUUGAGCACGCUAGUAACGCGUUCACACGGCUGUUCAAGAAAGAUCGAAGUCCUGAGCAGGUCAAGCCUAAGAGGACGACCAGCAACAAGUGGAGUUCGGGCACCAACGCGGACGACAGGUCUGUCUCCGCAGAACGAAAUCCGCUUUCGCCGGUCUCAGUUGCGAGCUCGAAGUUCAAUGCUACCAGCAUGGCGAGCUCUGUCCCGUCGGCGACAAGCUCAUCGAAGACAUCUCAAGUUGGCAGUCCUGAGACUGAUCAAUUGCCUGCGAAGCACGAUGGGUCAGUGUUUGACCAGUAUGACACCGGCGAGUCGCAUGAGGAGCCACCGUACUAUACGCAGGACCACUACCGCGAGAUCAACGAGAUCAUGCGAGAUGAACCUCAGCCGUCCAAUCUGUCAUCCCCUUUCCACUCUCCUGCUAAAGAGAGUGUACCAAAUAAUUGGCCUCUGGCGUCCCCUGCCGAUACCCCCCAAGAAGACAACAUGUUCGAGAAGCAGGACGUCUUGCCUUCGAACAGUUCUAGACACCGUGCAGACUCUGGACCUGAGGUCAAUAGCCCAGACCUCGCGCUCCUGAGUGACGAGUUCGACCGUAUUUUCAUUGAGUCUCUGCCCGCUGCACCAGAAGAGCGGCCGGGUUCCGCAAGAGCGCCUACGAGGACGACACCCUGGACGAACACUUAUCGACGACCAGCCUCGCUUCCUCGGAACGUUCGAAAGCACAUGCCGGAGAUGUCAAAGUACUCUGGAAGCUACCUGGACAUGGUAUCUGUCAAUAACCAGCGCACUGGAUCCUCUUCAGGUUUGCCGAAUGGUGCAAGCCGUUCAGAUGUUCCUGCAAUGUCCAGACCGUCUAGUAAAGACCAAGCGAAUGGAUCGACGCUGGAUCAUGGAGGCGUGGGCUCUGACGGCAGUGCCAUGGACACUUCUCGCUCCUUGAAGCUUACCAUUCCCGAGAAUGAGUCGAACGUGGACAGGCCUUCGGAGAAGAGACCACAAGCCGCCAAGCGAGCUUCAAUCGCAUCCAUUGAAGCCUUCCCUCGCUCUCAGCUGAAGACGAUUGAUGUUCCACGGCUAUCGCGACGUAGCAGCGCUUCUCCAGGAAUCACACCGCCCCAGACACCUCCACGGUCCCGAGAACCAUCGACCGCAGGGGGAGCAGACGCAGAUGAAGCUGGGCCCAUGUCGUAUAAAGGGAUGGUUGCCUUUCCAACACCUCCUCCACGUCGUGUCAGUGCCUCAAGUCGUGCCACGCCGCCGCCAGCUUUGGUUGGAAAAGAAUCUCCGACUGUUUUGCGCAGUCUCCCGCGCUCUAGUCCAGCCAAGAGCGACGUGAAUGGCUCUCCUCUGGGAGACGAGAAUACUUCCCCGUCCGCUCCACUUAACGUUGCUAUGGCCAAGCGACGUGGCAAGAGCACGUUACGAGUGGAGAAUUCGCCUUCGAGCCCGAUCUCUUCGCCUCAAAAGACAUCGCAUUCGCGGGUCGUGGAGGAAGAUACGUUCGAUCGUCACGUAUCAGAGGUUUUGGAGACUCUGCCUGGCCAAAUCCGAUUCGCUUCAAGGGCUGGUGCAGAGACUCCCUCACUUCGCCCCGCCUAUAACGGCCCACGACCGAAGAUCCAAUCUGGUCGUUCUUCUCGUGCCGCAGGUAUGACCAUUGCGCCUGCAGAAUCGUCUCCCAAGAAGACGAGUUCAGCCUCAGAACCAGAGGUUAAGCUAUACCACCUCACGACAUCUGGGCGAGACGAGCCCAUCAAACUUUUCGUUCGCCUUGUGGGAGAGGGUGAGCGAGUGAUGGUCCGUGUGGGCGGUGGCUGGGCAGACCUCGCAGAUUACCUUCGACAAUACGCAGAACACCACGGCAGCCGGACUGUCUCCGAAGGCAAUCUCGAGGUGCAGACCGUGACCAGCGCACCUGGAUCUCGCAAGGCUAGUGGCGCUGCUGAGAUGAACAGGGCAAAGUCACCGGUGCCCGGCCCUCUUGGGACCCCGCGACCAUCCAGCAAAGACAGCGAUAACGAGUGGUCGUUCCCUGUAUUGUCGAACGGACGAUCAACACCCAGCACAACAGGACGACAGACGCCGACGAUGGGAUCAACCCCAAAGUCAUCUUCCGGAAGCUCUCGCCCCUCGACCGCGAAUGUGUCCCGACCGCCUAGCAGGCAGAACACAGGAGAAGUCGGGCUGGCGGGUCCUUCCAGCGGCAAGAAGUCUGCUCUCCCUGAACAGAAAGCUAAAUGGGUUGAAGGCAUGAUCGAGCGUGCCAAGCAAGCAAGCGCAGAGAAGUCGAAAGAUGAGAAGCAGAAGUAUUUCGGGGAGCUGGGCAAGGCUGGAGGGACGAGACGGGUGAUUUUCCGGUCGAGUUCUGGGACGGGAGAGAAGCCGUCGAAGUGA
Molecule: messenger RNA, 3912 nt
Organism: Zasmidium cellare ATCC 36951
Lineage: Eukaryota; Fungi; Ascomycota; Dothideomycetes; Mycosphaerellales; Mycosphaerellaceae
Exons: 1
Coding region: 1-3912 (1303 amino acids)
Molecular function (GO): microtubule binding
Source: RefSeq, a predicted model, not a curated record